Molecule: messenger RNA, 3771 nt
Organism: Micropterus salmoides (largemouth bass)
Lineage: Eukaryota; Metazoa; Chordata; Actinopteri; Centrarchiformes; Centrarchidae
Gene: mcm2
Product: minichromosome maintenance complex component 2
Exons: 20
Coding region: 105-2777 (890 amino acids)
Biological process (GO): mitotic DNA replication initiation; DNA replication; double-strand break repair via break-induced replication
Cellular component (GO): nucleus; MCM complex
Molecular function (GO): 3'-5' DNA helicase activity; single-stranded DNA binding; single-stranded DNA helicase activity
Source: RefSeq, a predicted model, not a curated record
UUUCGCGGGCUUUGAUCGUCACGUGGUUUUUUCGCGCGAAAAAGUGACUCUCCGCAGGAAGCAGAAGUUUCUUUACAAGAGGCAGAGAGAGACAGACUGGAACAAUGGCGGAUUCCUCCGAGUCGUACCACAUGGCCACCAGCCCCAGCCGGGCCUCCAGGAGGGGAGACCUGACCUCCAGCCCCGGACGAGACCUGCCGCCCUUCGAGGAUGAGUCGGAGGGGCUGCUGGGGGAUGUAACCCUGCCCGGAGAGGAGGAGGAAGAUGGAGACGGAGAGGAGCUGAUCGGGGAUGGGAUGGAGAGGGAUUACCGUGCUAUCCCGGCGCUGGAUCAGUAUGAAGCAGAGGGUUUGGACCUGGAUGACGAGGAUCUGUCGGAGCUGUCGCCUGGAGCCCGGGCCGCUGCCGAGGAGGCUAUGAGGAGGAGGGACAGGGAGCAGGGCCUCAGCGGACGGCUGAGGAGAGGACUGCUCUACGACAGCGAAGAUGAAGACGACGAGCGCCCGGCGGCUCGGCGAAGGCGAUUGGCCGAGCGGGCGGCAGAGGGCGUUGCAGAUGGAGAAGAAGAGGAAAUGAUCGAGAGCAUCGAGAACUUGGAGGAUAUGAAGGGCCACACGGUGAGGGAGUGGGUGUCCAUGUCAGCUCCCAGGCUGGAGAUCUACAACCGCUUCAAGAACUUCCUGCGGACCCACGUCGACGAAAACGGCCACAACGUCUUCAAGGAGAAGAUCAGCGACAUGUGCAAAGAGAAUAAGGAGAGUCUGGUUGUAAACUAUGAAGACCUCGCAGCCAGAGAGCAUGUUUUGGCCUACUUCCUACCAGAAGCUCCAACUGAGAUGUUGAAGGUUUUCGAUGAAGCAGCUAAAGAAGUCGUGCUGGCCAUGUACCCGAAAUACGACCGCAUUGCCCACGAGAUCCACGUCCGCAUCUGCAACCUGCCGCUGGUGGAGGAGAUCCGCUCCCUCAGGCAGCUCCACCUGAACCAGCUGAUCCGGACCAGCGGCGUGGUGAGCAGCUGCACCGGCGUCCUCCCUCAGCUCGGCAUGGUCAAGUACAACUGUAACAAGUGUAACUUCGUGCUGGGACCCUUCUUCCAGUCGCAGAACCAGGAGGUGAAGCCGGGCUCUUGUCCCGAGUGUCAGUCCAUGGGCCCCUUUGAGAUCAACAUGGAGGAGACUGUGUACCAAAACUACCAGAGAAUCACCAUCCAGGAAAGCCCCGGUAAGGUCGCUGCCGGCCGCCUCCCGCGCUCUAAAGACGCCAUCCUGCUGGCCGACCUGGUGGACAGCUGCAAACCCGGAGACGAGAUUGAAUUGACGGGCAUCUACCACAACAACUACGACGGCUCUCUGAACAUGUCCAACGGCUUCCCAGUGUUUGCCACAGUGAUCAUGGCCAACCACAUCACCCGCAGAGACGAGGGCGUCGCCGUGGCCGAGCUGACGGACGAAGACAUCAAGGCCAUCGUCGCCCUGUCCAAGGACGAACGCAUCGGAGAAAGGAUCUUUGCCAGCAUGGCGCCGUCCAUCUACGGCCACGAGGACAUCAAGAGAGCCCUGGCCCUGUCGCUGUUUGGAGGAGAACCCAAAAAUCCAGGUGGGAAACACAAGGUGCGUGGAGACAUCAAUGUGCUGCUGUGUGGAGACCCGGGAACCGCCAAGUCCCAGUUCCUCAAGUAUGUUGAGAAGGUGUCGAGUCGUGCUGUGUUCACCACGGGCCAGGGGGCCUCGGCCGUCGGGUUGACUGCUUACGUCCAGAGACACCCGGUCACCCGUGAGUGGACGCUGGAGGCCGGCGCACUGGUGCUGGCUGACCGUGGCGUCUGUCUGAUCGAUGAGUUUGAUAAGAUGAAUGAUGCAGACAGGACGAGUAUCCACGAGGCCAUGGAGCAGCAGAGCAUCUCCAUCUCUAAAGCCGGCAUCGUCACCUCGCUGCAGGCCAGGUGCACCGUCAUCGCAGCUUCUAACCCCAUUGGCGGCAGGUACGACCCCUCCCUGACCUUUGCUGACAACGUGGACCUGACGGAGCCCAUCGUGUCUCGUUUCGAUGUGCUGUGUGUCGUCCGAGACACUAUUGACCCUGUACAGGAUGAGAUGUUGGCACGCUUCGUGGUUGGCUCCCACAUCAAACAUCACCCCAGCAACAAGGAAGGGGGCGUGGCCUUAGAAGACGUGAUUCUGCCCAACACGUCUGACGUGCCGACGAUUCCCCAGGAACUCGUGAAGAAGUACAUCAUCUACGCCAAGGAGCGGGUUCAUCCCAAACUGAACCAGAUGGACCAGGACAAGGUGGCUCGCAUCUACAGUGACCUCCGCAAAGAGUCGAUGGCCACAGGCAGCAUCCCCAUCACGGUUCGUCAUAUUGAGUCGAUGAUCCGCAUGGCGGAGGCCCACGCCAAGAUACACCUGAGGGACUAUGUGCUGGAGGAUGACGUCAACAUGGCCAUCAGGGUCAUGCUAGAGAGCUUCAUCGACACGCAGAAGUUCAGCGUCAUGAGGAGCAUGAGGAAGACGUUUUCCCGCUACCUGGCCUUCCGCAGGGACAACAACGAGCUGCUGCUCUUCAUCCUCAAGCAGCUGGUGGCCGAGCAGGUCAGCUAUCAGAGGAACCGAUACGGAGUCCAGAACGACACCAUCGAGAUACCAGAGAAAGACCUGCAUGAGAAGGCGAGACAGAUCAACAUCCACAACCUGACGGCCUUCUACGACAGCGACCUCUUCCGCUCAAACAAGUUCAGCCACGACGGGAAGAAGAAACUGAUCGUGCAGCAGUUCUAAGAGCCUCACCAGCCAUUCCUCCUCCUCCUCCUCCUCAUCUCCCAAUAAUGGCGCUUCAUGAACUCUAUUUCUGGGCCCAAAAAAGUGCUUGGGUUUCAUUGGGUUAUCAUUGUUGGACUCCAGGGUGAAACUAAACUGAUGCCUGGAAGGACAUUUUGUGAAAACAUAGAUGUAAAUAGAAGAUUAUCGGAGUGGGAAACAUACAAAAUUAACUUGGAGCUUUACAUGUUGACCUAAUUUGAAAGAAUUUACAAAGAGGUGGAUGUGAGUAAGGAAGAUCCUUCACAAAAUGGUGAAAUGGCCACUGAUCACGCAGCGUUUCCACUGGAUUCUUUGGGCAUCUGCGGUGACGGGAAGUAAACAGUUUACAGUGGAGAUGCACGUUCAGAAAGUCAAAUUAUCAUUUCAUGUUCACACCUGAUGUUGUGCUGCGCCGCCACAAAUGAAAUGAAGUGUUUGACUCCAAAAUGAGAGCUAAUGUUUGGUAAAACAAGUGUGAUGGGAGUGAGUAAGCUGCAAAAAAGAAAAGAAUAAAAAUAGGGAGUUUAAUACCACAAUUAAAUUACCAAAUCUAACUCUUCAGAUCUUUUGGAAACACUCAGCGGUCACUCUACGCUGUUCUUCCUCCUGUGUUUUCUGUCUCUAUCUGUCCUCAGGUGGGGCUAGUUGUAAAUAAAUGUACAUGUUUAUGUCCGUGUUGUUGAAGAAACAAGAUUUAUUGUUCGCUUAAAUUCCUCUCUUACUGGCUGUUGUCACGAUGGAAGUUAUUUUACAGACUCACUUGUAUUUCUGUCCCGGUGUGUUUUGAGGUUUUUAUGUUCACGUGUAAAGUGAAUGUAGCUGGAAUUUAAGCCUCCAUUACUGUCAGAUAAUUAAUAAACACAAAGUACUUAGAGCUUAAAAUAAACCAACGUUUGAUGUUUGUACUGUUGGAAUUCACUUGAUGAUGGAUUGUAGGUCUGUUUUGAUAUUAAACUUGUAUUUGUUAAACAUG